Molecule: messenger RNA, 1277 nt
Organism: Phycodurus eques (leafy seadragon)
Lineage: Eukaryota; Metazoa; Chordata; Actinopteri; Syngnathiformes; Syngnathidae
Exons: 2
Coding region: 61-660 (199 amino acids)
Source: RefSeq, a predicted model, not a curated record
UUUACUCUCCAGCUCAAGUCGGUUAUACGUCGCACAAAAGAGACCUCCAACGUGCACCCGAUGUACAAGGAUGGAGUAGUGCGACGUAAAAUGGGACCUGUUAUUGUGAAUAAGAGUAAUUCACAAGAUCGGCUCAUUGAAGAGCUACAGGGAAAACUAGGAAUUGGCCAUGCAAAACGCCGGCGUAAACAACAGCCAGAUGACUGGCUGACUGAAGGCGUCAUCGUGAUGUCAAAACCACAGCGAAUACGUGAAGAAACGGCCCUGCCACCUCUGGAUAAGAUCAUCAUCCCUCCUGAGUCUCCUGUCCCCCAGAGAAAAGUCCUCCCCCCUCUGAAGUCCCCUCCAGCCCCCAAAAAGUUACCCCCAGUAAAACAGACACCGCCACCACUACCACUACCGCCGCCCCCUCCUACCCCUCCCCCACCGCAGGGACCUACCCCACCGCCCCCAAAAGAUCUUACUCCUCCUCCAAGGGAGCCCUUGUCUCCCCCUGUGCAGCCCCCUCCAUCACCAAGCCCCCCACCCAAGCCCAUCACACCACCUCCAUCCCCCAAGGUCUUUCUAUCAGUGUCCUGUCAGACAGAGUAUGACGCCCUCUUCCCACCUAUGCAGGCAUGGACCAUCACUCUUAACCUCUUUCCCUAUAUCUUAUCCUAAAAUUAUAUCAAUUUGGUGAACUUUAAAACUACUGGUGCCAUCUCGAAUGUGCUUGACCAUUGCAACUUGCAACUGCAGUUUAUACUGUCUGGAUUUAAGGCAGCUGCAGGGUUGUAUAGUCCUUAGGUCUGUUUUUGGUAGCAAGCUGGAAACGGAUAACCUCGGAGCGUCGCCUGAAACCCAGUCCAGGUUAUGAGUGGCACUGGCACCCAGGCUAGAGAUACUGAGCCGCUUUUUCUAAUUCUGACAUAUGACAGUGGCUACAGUUGUGUGUUCUGAGUGGAGUUUAAGCGCUUAGAGGCAAGUUCAGUGUUACCCCUCCUGGCCAUAUGCAGGAAUGGUUGGCUUGCGGUGCAACUGAAACCUCAUCUGCCAUACGACAGCACAUUUAUCACUACACUUAUAGCCUUUCCCACUGGAGAAUAAUUAACUGUUGCCAUAUCUCAAAGACCAGUAUACCAGUGUAUAAUCACCAUGAAUAGGGUGCUUUUUUUCUUCUUCUUUUCAGUCAAGAAAAGCCGAACACUAACCCACACACUAUAUCUUUUAUCACUGUUACAUUGCAAAUCCGAAAGGUAGGCACUGUAUAUCCAGAGGUUGUAAUAGGAUAGCUAAUG